Molecule: messenger RNA, 3904 nt
Organism: Dicentrarchus labrax (European seabass)
Lineage: Eukaryota; Metazoa; Chordata; Actinopteri; Moronidae
Product: neoverrucotoxin subunit alpha-like
Exons: 9
Coding region: 1085-3157 (690 amino acids)
Molecular function (GO): protein binding
Source: RefSeq, a predicted model, not a curated record
AUAAAGGUAAUAAUUUGAUCAAUUGUAUUGUGUUUCAGAGAUGCACCAGGGAAUUCAUCCACAAUUCAGCCUGGACAGAUAUUAAUAUCUGAUGCUGAGGAUCUGGAUCCACCUGAAACAAAGCCAGUCAAGACUACUUGCUACAGUAAAUGCACAGACCUGUAUGCACCAUGUGUUGAAGAAGAGGACGAAGAGCUGGUUGCAGUCAAUUUGAAGAGUUCACAACACACAGCAAUGGAGGAGAUGAACAUUACACUACCUGACAUUAAUGCCAACCUGUCACAUCCCAUUGAUCAUGAAAGAGUCAGCAGGUUCAACAUCUCAAAGGCUAAUGUUUAGGAUGGAGCAGUCAGAGGUUUCAAGCAUACAACAUACUCUGAAACCUGUGACAUGCUGGUAAAAUUCACAGGUGUUAGGGAGGAUGAGUACUACCUGUCAGGGAAGAUGAUUGCCAUGUCAAUUGUGCAUGGAGGUCCAGGACCCCAUUUCUUGUCAGAAUUAUCUUGCGGGCCUGCCUUCAUUCAGAGCAACAGUUAAUUCAAUAACUGAUGAAGAAAUAGGGAAAGCUUUGCAAGAGAUUGAGAAUGCUGCUUCAGUGGAUGCUCUGCGAGAAUGUACCAUGAGACACAGCACAAUGCUACAGACAGCAGGUUGUCUGAGACAUGUGGCUACUGUUGAAGAAAAGAAAGAAAUCAUGUCAGACUACCUCCAAUGGUAUAUUAUUGACCGCAACUUAUCUGUAAUUGACAGUUCCUAUUUUCAGGCCCCCUCGUUGCCAUUUUCCAUCCAUACACCAGAUAGCUGCGGACUAUCAUUCCUUUCCCCAUCACCUGACUGCCCCACCCAUCCACCCACCAGUUCCCAUUUCCCUCAUCUGAUCUGUAAUUAGCUAACAUUCCCCGCCCACUCAUUUAUCUGUCUGGACUUAUUGUCAUGUCUGGAGGCGUGUCAUGGGAGGACUUAGAGUAUUUGAGAAGAUAUAAGUAAUGUCCCAGAUAUCAGAGAUGAUCAGACUGACAGCUCCAGUUGGAAGACAAGACUCACACAACUCAACUGAUCUAUACAACUUCACCAGGUUGGAGAAAUGGACUCAGAGGAAAUAAAGAUUGCUGCCCUGAGUCGACCUUUCACCCUGGGAAUGCUCUAUGAUGCUCGUACAGAGAAACUGAUCCCAGGUGGGGCAUUAUGGGAUAAAGAAACUCGUGUAACCUCUCAUCAGAGCAGUACAUUUGAAAUUUCUGCAUCUGACUCCAUUGAAUCCAAGUCCUCUCUGCUGGAUAUUGAUGCUUCUCUGAAAGCCAGUUUCCUGGGUGGACUGAUUGAAGUUGAAGGAUCUGCCAAAUAUCUAAAUGAUACAAAGAAAUACAAGAAUCAGAGCAGAGUGACACUUCAGUACAACGCUACCACCACCUUCAAACAGUUGAUUUUGACUCACCCUCAACCCAAGGACCGCCAAAAGAUAGAUUUCAUUAAGAAGUGCGGGGCAACACAUGUAGUCACAGGCAUCCUUUAUGGGGCAAAAGCUUUCUUUGUGUUUGACAGUCAGAAGUUAGAAGCCAGCAGCGUUCAGAACAUCCAGGCAGGCAUGGAAGCUGUGAUAAAGAAAAUCCCCUCAUUCGAUGUUCGGGGAAAAGUUGACAUCAAGCUGACUAAUGAAGAAAAAGCCCUGAUCAACAAAUUCUCCUGCAAAUUCUACGGAGACUUCAUUCUUGACAGCAACCCUGCAACAUUUGAAGAAGCAGUGAAGACCUAUGCAGAACUUCCCAAGCUACUGAAACAGAAAGGGAAGGCUGUUCCUCUGAAGGUCUGGCUGAUGCCAUUGAAGAAUUUGUAUCCUGAAGCUGAUGAGCUUAAGAGAGGGAUCAGUGUUGGACUAGUGAGGAAGGCACAGGAUGCUCUUGAAGAUUUCAGGGAAAUACGAAAGAGAUGCAACGAAUAUCUGGAUGACAGAGUGGUAGAGAAUCUCCCACAGAUUAAAGGAGGGUUAGACAGAUUCCGAAACUUGUGUGAAGACUAUGAAUCUAACCUGAAGAAGACCAUGAGGAACAAAUUUUCCCUCAUCCGUAAAGGUAAAGAAGGCGAGAGUUCAGCAAAACAACUCUUUGAAGACAGAUACAAGUCACCAUUCAGUAAAGAAAAACUAAACAGCUGGCUGGAUCAUAAGGAGAAAGAGAUCAACAUCAUCAGGUCCUGUGUAGAAUCGAUGCAGGGAACAAAGAUCGUUCCAAAUCAGUUGAAGCUGGACAGAGAGGUUCGUGCUCCAGGUGUAGAGGAUGCUCUGUGCUUUGUUUUCACCUCCCUGGAGAGCGCUGACCCCAGGCUCACGGCGAUGGCUGGCUACCUAAAAUCACCUAAAUUAGGAAGCAAUGAAGACCACUGGUGCUACUCAGAUGAGGUUUUCACCAAAAUGAGGAAAAAAGCCAAAGAUUUCCAUGAUCUUGCCAGAGCACUGAAGAACAGCAGCCGGUUCUGUUUCCUUGUGGCAGCCGAUGAAAAUAAGAAAUACACAGGAGCAACCAUCUACCAUUAUAGGGACGGCAUUCUGAAAAGUAAAGAUUUUUUGAAGCCCAAUCUUCCUCCUGUGCAGACUAUCAAAGACAAAAGAGAUUUGAUCUGGUAUGCUUGUGAUGUCACCCUGGACCCAAACACUGCCAACAACUACCUCACUCUGUCUGAGGGAAACAAAAAGGCAACAUGUGGACCAUGGCAGACAUACCCUGAUCACCCAGAGAGGUUUGAUGAACAUAUUCAGGUGCUGGGCGAAGAGAGGUUAAAGGGGCGCCAUUACUGGGAGGUAGAGUGGAGUCAUUGUCACCAUCAAUAUGUUCAAAUCGGUGUUGCAUACAAGGGAAUUGACAGAAAAGGGACUAGUCUUGGAAAUAAUACCAUGUCUUGGUCUGUUCUCCAAUUUUCGAAUAAUUUCAAACACACACUUGAGCCAUGGCAUAAUGGUAAAUUGGGGGAAAUUUCUUUUCCCUCUGGCUGCAACAGAGUUGGGUUGUUUCUGGACUGGCUUGCUGGCACUCUGUCCUUCUACAAAGUCUGUUUUAGCAAACUGACUCACCUUCACACCUUUAAAGCCAGAUUCAAUGAGCCUGUGUACCCAUGCUUCAAUGCUCACCACAAUGACAAUUAUGUGCACGUGUGUCCAAUUUAAUAAGAGCAAUGACAAAUACUUGUUAGAUCUUGGUCUGUAGGGAUAUGGAUGUUCAUUUCAAGUUUAAAGAGCAACUUAAUACUCCAGUUUAACUUGAACACAUUUCAAAAAUUCAAAAAUGCAUUCAAACCCAGAUGGACCAAGAUCACUGAUUCUAAUGAAGUGACUGUACAUGUAACUUCUAUGUAUUAGUUAAUGAUGAUUAUAAGCACAGCCUUCUUCUCAAAAUGUUCUUCACAGCUUAUCAGCUUACAAUCAGUUUGCAUUGCUUGAUACAUAAAUUAUGUGUUUUUAAUUGUAACUUUCUAUUCUAAUAGCUAAACAUAUGUACUGAUACACAAUUUCUUUCUCAACAGCAGAAUGUUGAAACAGAUACUUACAAUAAUUGUAUAAUAGUGAUUUUGGUUUUGAUGAAUGUGAGAUGUUAUAUUGGGACAUAAGGUAGUUAAAGUCCAAAUAUUUUAGGUUAGCAUGUGUUUAUUUUCUUCUUUGUGCAGGUCAGCUUAAAAAUAUAUCAUAUGUAAUCUUUUCAGAAUGUAAAAGGAAUAAUUUUGUUACAUGUGUGUCUUAAAAAUGACCUGGGGUUCAAUUAAUGGCUUUACUGCUCUGAGGAGGGAAUCACUGUCACCAUUUUGUUAGAUGUUUAGUAAACUGCUGAUGUUUGUAGAGCUGAAGCAAUGUCAGAUUCCUGUUAAACCUGUUGGAAAUGUUGAGCAGAAUAUUCAAUAAAGUAGAGAGCUGAGUUUA